AUUUUGCUCUAGCCCUUUACCGCAACGGCGCAACAGAACGCCCAGAGGAAAAACUCGUUUCUUAAAAUGAAACAAAGAGAGAAGCUAAACCAUAAUUUAGCAUUCGGAUUUAGUUUUGAUUUCCUUUUUGAGUCCUACAAUCGCCUGUAGAGGUCGCAACCACAACGAGUAAUAGGUUUGUGCCUUAAAAUGGCAAACUCCAAAGGAUCAUUGAGAACCGGAAACAUAUUGUGCAGUGGGAAGAAUUCAUUACUCCCCCCUAAAAGUCCAUAUCCUUCCAUAUCUCCAUCCUAUAUUGAAUUUAUCCCGACAUUUCUACAAAAAGGUACACCUAAAGCAAGAGAAGGAAAUCCACACCACCAGCGUACUUCGUCUGAAAGUUUUUUAAUGGAUGAACAACCAUCAUGGCUUGAUGACCUCCUUAAUGAACCGGACAGCCCUGUACUUAAAGGAGGCCACCGACGUUCAUCUAGUGACUCGUUUGCUUCCUUUGUGAACUCCGGUUACAUAGUUCAAGGUCAUGACAAGCUCAGAAACAACAUGUUUAAUGUCCCUACUGUGAGUACAGAACCUGAUUUGCAUCGAGAUGUAUAUGGUUCAGGCAUACUCGUGACUAGGGCAAGAGACAUAGCUCCAAAUAAAAUUGGCCAUCUCAGUGGUAUUCCCUCACCUAGAGAAAACAUUGCUCUUCAAAAAUCAGAAUCUUCAAAUCCGCCACAAAACGGAGAGAGGGCACAAUCUCCUGCAAUUGUGAACCGGGAUGUUCUCGAAUCUCGUCCAGGUGAUAUGCAUAGCUCUUCGGAAAAGGAUUCUUCUAAUGCAAAGAUCUAUGAUUCAGAAACAGACACAAAACGUGUAAAACAGCAGUUCGCUCAACGCUCCAGAGUCCGAAAGCUGCAAUACAUAGCUGAGUUGGAAAGAAUCGUCCACUCUCUACAGGCCGAAGGUUCUGAAGCUUUUGCUCAGCUUGAAUUCAUGAACCAGCAAAAUCUCAUCUUGAGCAUGGAGAACAAAGCUUUGAAGCAGCGGUUAGAAAGCUUAGCUCAAGAACAGCUUAUAAAGUAUUUGGAGCAUGAGGUACUAGAGAGAGAGAGGGGACGAUUGAGGGCUUUAUGUCAGCAACAACAUCAAGCACCUCCUCAACUGAAAAAGAGACCAUAUUCUAGUCAUCGGCUUUCCAAAAGUGUGGAUUUUGGAUGUCGCCAUGGUUGAGCGGAGCUCUUGCAAGUUGCAAAAUUUCAUUGCCUUGGCCGUGUUUGGCUGCAGUGCAUCAUCUGCUGGUAGUUUCAAUUGUAUAUUCCUCUUCUUUCUUUUUUUUUUAAAUGUUCUUUAUUAAGAAGGUUAGUGAAUAUGAUGUUUUUGCUUCAAGGCAUCAUCCUCCAACUCCUUGUAUCUUGAAGGCAUUAUUUAGUUCCGGCAAUUUCCUUAUUCCUUUUAUUAUGAAUGAAUGCCAUUUUAUAGAUUCCUGAGUUAUUCAGUGCCA
Messenger RNA from Cuscuta epithymum, 1483 nucleotides. The record is from the annotation of a GenBank genome assembly. NCBI's taxonomy places the organism in Eukaryota, Viridiplantae, Streptophyta, Magnoliopsida, Solanales, Convolvulaceae.